This is a messenger RNA of Lucilia sericata (common green bottle fly), 700 nucleotides long. Its product is annotated as succinate dehydrogenase cytochrome b556 subunit-like. Gene Ontology annotation, biological process: mitochondrial electron transport, succinate to ubiquinone; tricarboxylic acid cycle. Lineage: Eukaryota; Metazoa; Arthropoda; Insecta; Diptera; Calliphoridae. Gene Ontology annotation, molecular function: succinate dehydrogenase activity; electron transfer activity. The record is from RefSeq and is a predicted model, not a curated record. Gene Ontology annotation, cellular component: membrane.
AUGACCAUGAAGAAAAUUAUACCAGCCACCUCGCAUAAUACCCAAGAACUUAUAUUAACAAAAAGUGAGGAUUUAAAACGUGCUCUUUCACCUCAUUUAGCCAUCUACAAGCCACAAAUGACCUCAAUAAUGUCUAUUACUCUGAGAAUGACUGGUAUGUCUUUGGGCGUUAUGGCCUGGGUGGUGGGUCUAAUUGUUCUAGUAACCGAUCAAAAUGUUGAUUAUUUUGUUAGUGAAUUGAAGAAACUUGAAUUGGAUGAUUGUUACUGACGUCUGCAAAAAACUGUUGUGACAUUUCCUUUUGCUUUUCACUUUGUGGCCGGAUUACGCCAUUUGUUGUUUGAUACUUCCAAGUUUUUGGAGAAACCGCAAUUCUAUGCCACUGGUUAUGCAGCCAUAAUUAUUGCUUUUCUGUUAUCAGUAUGUUUGGGUACAAUCGAAGAUAUACGUGAGAAGUUGGACGAAAUGAAAAAGGAAGAAACAAAGGAAAAAUAAAAUGUUACUUGUUAGUGAGAUAGUUGUAGUUAUUUAAUAAAAUAGACCAUUUUUUAAUGGUCAAAAUUAAAUUUGCUACUGGUUCAUCAAUUCAAAAAAACUCUUGACAAAUAUUUUCAAACGCUGUUUCCAGGACAUUUUGCUUUAAAUUUGUUAAUUUGUAUCAAAAACUUGAUAAAUAAAUUGUAAUCGAUUUUUAAAACAU